Molecule: messenger RNA, 3012 nt
Organism: Suillus paluster
Lineage: Eukaryota; Fungi; Basidiomycota; Agaricomycetes; Boletales; Suillaceae
Exons: 9
Coding region: 1-3012 (1003 amino acids)
Source: RefSeq, a predicted model, not a curated record
AUGCCGAAACGAUCUUCAACGUCUGAAAUCGGUUCGGAAAAGCUUAGAAAACGAGUCAAAAUGUAUCUCGACCUCGCUGCUGAAUCUAGCGGUGAGCAGGAUGAUACGGAGGACGAUCAGGAUGAUACAGACGAGUCAUUCCUUGACGAUGAUCUCGCGUUACCGACACCAUUGCAAGAUGAGGCAGCAUGGAACAUUAUGGAAGAGUACCUCACCACUAACAUGACAUUCCCUCAAAUGGAGGCAAAGCUUACAUCGCACCUGGGUGUUCGAUAUAUCGAAGCAGAUUGGGCGGAGGCAAGGAAUGCGUUAUUCUCAGCCGACGAAGACACUGCAUCAGCCUUGGACAAUCUUCGCGCCGUCAAGACUCGGCACAUGUCGUCGCUUGCAAGAAUUUCAGGGCCCUCGAGUAGGUCACAGCUCCAGCCUGGAUGUGCUUGGAUGGACAAGAUGGACAUCCUCGGUGAAAAAUUUGCCCCAGUCUACACAAACGAGUUCACACGUGGUGUUUUAAAUCAAUUUGUCGGUGGUGAAAUCACCUCCAGCUACGCGUACGACCGUUUGGAGGUAGAAUUUAGCGAUGACCCAAAGUCAUAUGCUCAUUGGGAGUCUGUGUUGGAUGACAUCACAGCAGCCAACUCUCUUGACGAGAAGCGUGAAAUAUUCCGGAAGUGGACAUCUGACGCACUGUUUGAACCCACAACAAACCCAGUGCGAUUGGAGGACUCUGAUGGAGGAGUAUUCAACCAACCGGCAUUAAGUCUGCAGGGCGCCGGGGUGGCACCAGCGUCCGCCCUCCCAACAUGGCUUAUCACUGUUCCCUCCUCGAAAACGUCUUAUUUAGCAACAUAUUUGAAAGCCAAGGGGUUCCAGGUUUUCAUGCAUUCAACCCUUCCAGGCCGUCGGUGCGUCAAGGCCGAAAACACUCUGAUCAUCAGAGAAGCUUGGCCUUCCUCACACGCCAAUUGUUUUUUCGAUGUCGUCUUUCUCACCACAGCAGCAGAUCAAUCCUCCAGCGGUUCCGACAUAACAAUUCCUGGCUGGUAUCGCCCCACCUGUGGGCGUUAUUGGUCCGAUGUGGGAUAUGGGCAUUUGUAUGAUCCCGAAUCCGAUACUAUGACAUUACUGGUUCCCUCAAGGUCACUCCACGUCCUGAAGGGCGAUAUUGGGAAGGACCCCAGUAUCCCACGCCUGUUCAAACCCCCCUGUGGCGAGACCAUCUAUGAGCAUGGAGGACACACAUACAUCCAUGGCCUACUGUCGUUGAAACUCCGGAGGACCGCAGUUGUUGGGAUCACCAUUCCCACCCCACAGGACAUCCUGAUUCACAAGGAGUCGGGUUGUGAUCCUGCAUUUGUGCAAUCCACUUUGCAUGCAUACGCCUCACAGCACUGGAUGCAAGAUGACUUGGUACAAGUUACAGCGGGGGAACUGCGUAAUUGCCUGGGGAAGAUUUUUUGUGUUGACAUGACGACCCGUUCAGCAUCGGUUUACAUGGAGGAAUCGCAUGUAGAAAAGAUCUCUUCGACACCGCUCAUGUUCCCCAUCGCCAAUCUGAAGAGGAAAGUUCGUGUGGGAGACAAUGUUUGUGUGCUCGCAAAUAGCAUAGAGGCCCUCAGAGGAAAAACGGGAAUAGUUGUUGAAGUCGGCAUCGAAGACUACGACUCCGUUGUGGUGUACAACCACACCUCCCAGUCUCAAGCAAAAUCCAGCAAUUUGAGCCCAGAUGACGCAUUAGCAGCUCAUCAUGACACUCCUACGAAAGGCGACUAUGUAGUCGUGGUCGACGGAAUCUAUCAUCUUCAAUUCGGGGAGAUCACUGAGGUCGAUCUAGUGACGCAGUCGCUCACGUUCCUCUCGAGUGAUUUGGGAAAAAUAUUGGUUCCGAUAAGGGAGACAGCGUUCAAUCCCAAUCCAACCGCCCUUCGAUAUACUAAGGAGCGCGGAUAUGAUGUUGUGGCUGGAGAUACUGUUCGAGUCGUUAGAGGUGAACGACUCCACCUAUCGGGCACGGUACUGCAUGUCGAUUUGGAUAAGAAGAUGUUAACCUUCCAAGUCACGCCUUACACAAAGUUCACUACCUCGAUCACAUAUGUUGCAAGAAUCGGUGGGCGGAGUGACCGAGAUCCGAUGCAGAGCGUUGUCGGUCAAGAGGUUUUCGUCAUCCAUGGUCCUAUGAAAUCCUACAGAGGCACUUUGCACUCGCUCUCCCAGGAUACAUGCAUGGUGACGGUUAUUCAGGGUUCAAGACGGGUGUUUCGCCGAGAACAUGUCGUCAGCCGGACAGGAAUUCUCCUUACCGUGUCGUUUAUCCAAGCCCCACAUGUCUCGCCCCCUCGAACUCCCCGUCAUUCACCUCCCCCUGUUGUUUCGCGUCCUGCUGAUCCUGUGGUCGGAUCAUCCUGGGAUAUGACCGCUGACCAAGUCUUGCUUCACUUGAGUACCGAAGAGUGUACUGCGACUGCCCCUCAAGACUGUUGGACAAUCGACAAAGAUGACUUGAAUGAACCCCAAUCGCUUCCUACCAAUCCUGGUAUGGUCCCAUCUUAUUUCAUUUUCUUUCUGUUCUCAUUGAUCGCAGCAGACAGUCUCGCUGCAAUCUUACACGAUCCCCGUAUCGUUGAAUUGUUUUUUGAUUGGCAUAUGAAGUUCAGAAUAGUGAAGACACAUGCUGCUGUGUGGUACUCAUCAUACCUUGAUCGCCUCAUUGACACGCUCGCCCCGAAUCCGUUCAUACCCCCUCAAGGACCAGUGAAAGAGGGAGAAAUCGCCAUCAGGUAUUCCUCCCGAACGAGUAAUAAGGGGAUGAAAGUGGAUACGAUUCCUCUAGAAGUUCUUGUCCCGGAACCACUGACGGGACCAAAUAAGCUAUUCACUUUGAUACAAGGCGACCAUACUGGGACUAUUCAUACAACAAAGUCUGCUCCGAAAAAAUCCACGGAGAUAAUCACGAUGGAAGGGGAGAAAUUCGCUCGCGCUGAUGCAUGUAUAGUUAUCAAAAGGGAUGGAUAG